AUGACUGCCGACAGCGACCAAACCCACAAAGAUGCCACCCUCGUCUACAACUACCACCGCAUGGACAUGCCCCUCCUCCUCGCCGACGCAAUCUUCUGCCUCUGCAGCCUCGACACCCGCGUCGCCGCCCACGCCGCCCAGCUCUACCUCGACGGCUUCGCCCCCUACCUCAUCUUCUCCGGCGACUCCGGCAUCCUCACAAAGGGCCUCUUCACCGAGCCCGAGGCCCUCGUCUUCGCCGCCAUCGCCCGCGACAUGGGCGUCCCCGACGACCGCAUCAUCGUCGAGCCCAAGGCCCGCAACACGGGCGAAAACGUCCGCUUCACGCACGCCCUGCUGCGGGAAAGGGGGUUCGCCUUCAAGAGCCUAGUGUUGGUGCAGAAGCCGUACAUGGAGAGGAGGACGUAUGCGACGUUUCGGAAGCAGUGGCCUGAGGAGGGGACGCUCUUUGCUGUGUCGUCGCCGCCGCUGAGCUUUGACGAGUACCCUGAUGCGAACAAUCCGAGGGAUCUUGUCACGAGCAUCAUGGUGGGGGAUUUGGUUCGCAUCAAGGAGUAUCCGGCGCGCGGGUUUCAGAUUGAGCAGGAGAUUCCGGAUGAUGUGUGGGAGGCUGGGCAGAGGCUUGUCAAGGCGGGUUAUGACAAGCAUUUGCCGUGA
Molecule: messenger RNA, 657 nt
Organism: Trichoderma aggressivum f. europaeum
Lineage: Eukaryota; Fungi; Ascomycota; Sordariomycetes; Hypocreales; Hypocreaceae
Exons: 1
Coding region: 1-657 (218 amino acids)
Cellular component (GO): plasma membrane
Source: RefSeq, a predicted model, not a curated record